This is a messenger RNA of Venustampulla echinocandica, 1356 nucleotides long. RefSeq lists its product as uncharacterized. The coding region runs from base 1 to 1356 and encodes 451 amino acids. Lineage: Eukaryota; Fungi; Ascomycota; Leotiomycetes; Helotiales; Pleuroascaceae. The record is from RefSeq and is a predicted model, not a curated record. Gene Ontology annotation, cellular component: Nem1-Spo7 phosphatase complex. Gene Ontology annotation, biological process: nuclear envelope organization. Gene Ontology annotation, molecular function: protein phosphatase regulator activity; phosphoprotein phosphatase activity. The transcript has a single exon.
AUGUCGAAUUUAGACCAGUUGGUGAAGGGCGCGCCGCCUCCUGGGAAGCAGUACCCCAUACCAACGACAACGCCCAUCAUAUCGCCCGACACUCUAAAUCCGAACGCCUCAACUGUGGCAGACCCAUUGGCUUCUCUUCCCUCGUCUCCUCCCCAGAUCUACCUCAAUCUCCUGAUUCUUGAAGCAUCCCUGCGGGCGCAAUGGCUUGAACUGCGAACAAGAAGGCGGCACCAUACAUUUUUCCUGACGCUCCUCGGUUUAUGGAUAUUAUACUUCGGAUACGCGUUGUUCCUGAAACCCCGAGAAGAUGGCAGCGGCGUUGGAGGUUCGGUAUACUGGGUGGUGGAGGUUACGGAAAAGGUUUGCUUCAUGGGUGGUAUUGUGACUGGUUUGUUGAUCUGGGGCACUGGACAAUGGGAGCGAGGGAUUCGAUGGCCACGGCGGUGGGUCUAUACUACAAACAGGGGACUAAGGGGGUUCAAUUGCAAGCUGGUUGUGAUAAAGCAAUCAUUGUGGAGAGAGAUACUGUCCACCCUGUCAUUCAUCUUUUCCUACGGAUUAUUAUCCGGCAACAUUGGAAGUUCAUAUCGAUACGUCAACCCUACGUUACUGAGAGAGUCAGAGAAAGGGCAGCGAAGUGGCGGGCAUCCUGCCCUACCAAAUAUACAUGAGGAUGACGAGAUGGGCCUUGAGGAAGAUCUGGCCCCUGGCGGGGACUACAUCAAGCUGUUGCUGCUUCCGAAGCCCUUUUCUCCAAAUUUCCGAGAGAACUGGGAUAUAUAUCGGACGGAAUACUGGGAGAAGGAGAAUGAACGACGCAGCCUUUUACGGCAGAAGCUCAAGGAGCAUGAUAGGAAGAUUGCAAAGGAUCAGGGAGGGUGGUUGUGGUGGACAGGCUACCGUGGCUUCGGUCGUGGGAAGACUCCUGAUCCCGAGAAGACUCAACAUCCUGCCCAUCACCGGCAUAGCCAUCUCGAGAAGGAUCACAAGCGGACUCGAAGCGGAAGUAUACGCUCGGGCUCUCACUCUCGCAACUCUUCUCGAAGUACUACACCUACCGUUGACUUAGAGGAGGGUGCUCUAAGGGGACAUGUGCGCCGUGGGAGCAAUGCAUCGAGUGCGUCUGAGAGACGGAGAAAGAAGAGUACCGCCGGUGGUACUGCUGGGCCCAGAAUACAGAAGCUUACUCCUGGAUCCCGGGCUGCAUCUCCCGAAGUGCCUUCUCCUCUGGUAAAUGAGAGCAGCUUUUCGAGUGUCUCGUCUGCGGAUAAGGAGGCUCCAGCUGAUGAAUCGGCUGCUGCCAGAUCCGCUGGUUCCGUGGCACGGAGGGCUAGCUCAGUUAAACCUCCUAAAUAG